Juglans regia (Persian walnut) is the source of this 1454-nucleotide messenger RNA. RefSeq names its product lipid phosphate phosphatase 2-like. The record is from RefSeq and is a predicted model, not a curated record. Gene Ontology annotation, biological process: phospholipid metabolic process. The transcript has 9 exons. Gene Ontology annotation, molecular function: phosphatidate phosphatase activity. Lineage: Eukaryota; Viridiplantae; Streptophyta; Magnoliopsida; Fagales; Juglandaceae. The coding region runs from base 274 to 1251 and encodes 325 amino acids.
GUUCCGUGCUGUAAUGUGAAAGCCAAAUACAUAUUUCCCUUUUAUAUCUCUCCGAAUCUCGCAUUUACUCACUCAUUCCCCUCAGUUUUAGUUUCUUUCCGCGAGACAAUCUGCACAUACUCUCUCUUGAUCUCUGGAAACGCCCCCAGUCUCCCUUUCAUUUUCCUGUAUUUUCAGGACCUCAUGAUCCUACCUAAUCUUGACCAUGAUUUAGGUCAGCCAUGCUAUGUGUGGAUCUAUACUUGAUAUUGGGCUUCCCACGAUCAGUGAAAAAUGCCAGAAGCUCAAUUGGGUGCUCACACAAUAAGAUCACAUGGUGUUGCAGUGGCAAGACUACAUAUGCAUGAUUGGCUAAGUCUUGUGCUUCUUGUGGUGAUAGACCUCAUUUUAAACUUUAUAGAACCAUUUCAUCGCUUUGUCGGAGAGGGAAUGAUGAUGGACCUCAGAUACCCAUUGAAAGGCAAUACUGUUCCCUUUUGGGCUGUUCCAAUUCUUGGGAUAUUGUUGCCUUUUAUUGUCAUUUUAAUCUACUACUUCAUCAGAAGGGAUGUUUACGAUCUGCAUCAAGCUGUAUUGGGUCUUCUAUUUUCUGUACUUAUAACUGCAGUUAUAACCGAUGCAAUCAAAGAUGGAGUUGGUCGUCCACGUCCAGACUUCUUUUGGCGCUGUUUCCCUGAUGGCAAAGCGUUCUUUGAUCCUGUCACAAGGAAAGUUCUGUGUACUGGGAUUAAGAGUGUCAUUAAGGAAGGACACAAAAGUUUCCCAAGUGGGCAUACAUCUUGGUCCUUCGCAGGUCUUGGCUUUCUUGCUUGGUAUUUGUCAGGGAAAUUCAGGGCAUUUGAUCAUAGGGGCCAUGUUGCAAAACUUUGUAUUGUUUUCAUGCCAAUACUGCUUGCAGUUCUAGUGGGGGUUUCACGAGUUGAUGACUAUUGGCAUCACUGGCAAGACGUAUUUGCUGGAGGUCUUCUAGGGAUGACAAUUGCUUCAUUUUGUUAUUUGCAAUUCUUUCCACCCCCAUAUGACGUAGAUGGUUGGGGACCUCAUGCGUAUUUCCAGACAUUAAUAGAGUCUCCAAAUGGGAUUCAGUCCUCGACAACAAAUGCGAAUAGUCUUAACGUGCUGCAAUCAGAACUUACAAGUGCAUACAUGCGACCUCAGCACGGCCUUGGAAUAUCAGAAAUCGGUACCAGGGACUCAAGCCCUAUGCUGGAUGCAUUAGAAAAUGGGAGGAGACUGGAGAUCCUGAAUUAAAAAGGCUUGGACUGCAAAGAACUCGACAUACAGAAGUAAAUACUGUUUUCGUCUUUCUCAUUUUCAUGUACAGAUGAUUAAUUGCUUGCAAAAUUUCCGGGCAUCGGGGAAUAAUGGCGUUUUUGCGCCUAUAGGGUUUUGAGUUGGUUCUGUCAACUGGAUUUAUAAACGUGGUUUUGAAGUUGAUGAUGUUAGCAUUUUAA